AUAAAACCUCCGUCAACUUUAACACUUGCUAGUUUUAAGGAGAUCUCCGAGUGACCGUAGUGUUAAAUACUAAGCGCCGCAUUCCAGUCUGUUUCCAAUAUAUUUUUGAGUGCACGUUGUUCCUGAAAGUUACGAUGCAGUGCGCUUUAAAGAUGGCCAAGUGCUCCAGACUGCUAAACGAGCACAAUAUUGUGACUCGACAUAUACGUGGUUUGCAGCUGAGCAGUUCACGCAGGCAGAAUAUGGGCAGGUUGCUCCCGCAAAAGGGAGAAUUUCAGGCGAGGCACAUUGGACCCAGGGAACACGAGCAGAGAGAAAUGUUGAAAUUCAUCGGAUUUAAAAGUCUUGAUGAAUUAACGGAAGCUGCGGUGCCGGCUAAAAUUCUUCACAAGGGUGAUUUAAAUCUCGAUGAGCCAGUUACCGAGUACGAGCUAAUAAAGCGGGUGACGAAAAUUUCGGAAAAGAAUGAGGUAUGGCGCUCCUACAUCGGCAUGGGAUACCACAACUGCUGCGUACCGCACACGAUUAUGCGUAACAUUUUCGAGAACCCUGGAUGGACGACGCAAUAUACGCCUUAUCAGCCGGAGAUUUCGCAAGGACGCCUCGAAGGCCUGCUGAAUUACCAAACCAUGAUAUGUGACUUCACGGGGAUGGAGGUGGCGAACGCUUCCCUCUUGGACGAAGGGACGGCGGCGGCGGAGGCCCUGGCGCUCGCGUGUCGACAUAACAAAAGAAAGAAGCUGUUUAUCUCCGACCGAGUGCAUCCCCAGACCAUUAGCGUUAUCGCAACGCGCGCCGCUUCCCUGGGUUUAACGCUGGAAGUCGGGGAUGUGUUUAAAGUGGACACCAGCGGAAACGAUGUUGCCGGUAUUCUCAUACAGUAUCCCGACACCAAUGGCUGCAUCCACGAUUUCGAGGACGUUGUUCAAAAGGCGCACGCAAACGGGACAUUGGUCUGCGCCGCCACCGACUUACUUGCGUUGGCGGUGCUUCAGCCGCCGAGCGAUUUCGGCGUCGACAUAUGCGUGGGUACGAGCCAACGUUUCGGAGUGCCUCUGGGAUACGGCGGGCCUCACGCUGGCUUCUUCGCGUGCAGGCAGAAACUGGUGCGAUUAAUGCCCGGCCGAAUGAUAGGUGUGACGAGAGACUCCAGCGGACGGGACGCUUAUCGGUUGGCCCUGCAAACGCGCGAGCAACACAUCAGGAGGGACAAGGCCACCAGCAACAUUUGCACCGCACAGGCGUUGCUCGCUAAUAUGUCGGCGAUGUACGCGGUGUAUCACGGACCUCAGGGAAUACGAGACAUCGCGAGCAGAGUGCACAAUUUGACGCUCGCUCUGGCGAAGGGUCUGGAGGUGGCUGGAAACGAGAUAAAUAACAUAUACUUCUUCGAUACCAUUACAGUGUCGCCAAAGAUCUCCAUGCAGACGAUAAGGGACAAUGCGAAUAAGGCUAAAAUAAACUUGAGAUAUUUCGAGGACGGUUCGAUCGGAAUUUCUCUCGACGAGACAACCACGACGGAGGACGUGGAUGAUCUUUUCAAGAUAUUUUCGGCGAGUAUCACGACUGGCGAGGUGGUCAAGGAUGAAAGCUUUCUCGUGAGAAGCCUGGACAAGUCGGACUUCCACCGUACUAUUUCGUACUUACAGCAUCCCGUCUUCAAUAGCUAUCACUCGGAGACGAGAAUAGUCAGAUACAUGAAGUCCCUGGAGAACAAGGAUGUAUCUCUCGUGCACAGCAUGAUUCCACUGGGCUCUUGCACGAUGAAACUGAACUCAACGACGGAGAUGAUGCCGUGCAGUUUGAAAGGUUUAACAGACCUACACCCUUUCGCUCCGCUCGAGCAGGCCGUGGGGUACCAACAACUGUUCGCCGAACUGGAACGAGAUCUGUGCGCGAUCACCGGCUACGACGGCAUUAGUUUCCAGCCGAACAGCGGGGCGCAGGGCGAAUACGCGGGCCUGAGGGCUAUACAGUGCUAUCACCAGUCGAGGGGCGACAAGCAUCGGCAAGUCUGUCUGAUUCCGAUAUCCGCGCACGGCACGAAUCCCGCAUCCGCCCAAAUGGCGGGUAUGCAGGUGGAGCCGAUCCUCGUGCGGAAGGACGGUUCCGUCGACACGGCGCACUUGAAGGAGAUGAUCAACAAGUACCAGAAGACGCUGUCGUGCCUUAUGAUCACGUAUCCGUCGACGAACGGCGUGUUCGAGGAAACGAUCGGUGACAUAUGCAACAUGGUGCACAACGCAGGCGGUCAGGUAUACUUGGACGGCGCCAACAUGAACGCUCAGGUUGGCUUGUGCCGACCCGGCGAUUACGGCAGCGACGUGUCGCAUCUCAACCUGCACAAGACGUUCUGCAUUCCUCACGGUGGCGGCGGGCCUGGCAUGGGUCCCAUCGGAGUGAAGCGGCAUCUUAUACCUUUCCUGCCAAAUCAUCCAGUGGUAAAUUGUUCGGGUAACGACUAUGGGGAUUUAAAGAAUUUCGGUGCCGUAUCGGCCGCACCAUUCGGCUCGUCCGCCAUUCUACCGAUCUCGUGGGCUUACAUCAAGAUGAUGGGUCCGAGAGGCUUGCGCAAGGCUACGCAAGUGGCUAUACUCAACGCCAAUUACAUGAGCAAGAGAUUGGAGAAGCAUUACAAGACGUUGUACACGGGUGAAAGCGGGCUAAUUGCGCACGAGUUCAUCCUAGACGUGAGGGACUUGAAGAAAACUGCCAAUGUCGAGGCCGUUGACAUCGCGAAGAGACUGAUGGAUUAUGGUUUUCACGCACCGACCAUGAGCUGGCCAGUGGCCGGUACCUUAAUGAUCGAACCGACGGAGUCCGAGGACAAGACUGAGCUGGACAGAUUUUGUGAUUCUUUGAUCUCUAUAAGGAAGGAGAUCGCGGACAUUGAAGAAGGAAAAUUAGAUAUUGCACAGAACCCUUUGAAAAUGGCACCUCACACGCAGGAGCAAGUGAUAACGACCGAGUGGAAUCGACCAUAUUCGCGAGAGCUGGCAGCUUUCCCCGCUACGUUUGUGAAAGGAAACAACAAGAUUUGGCCAAGCGUUGGAAGGAUAGACGACAUAUACGGUGAUAAGAAUCUAUUUUGUACAUGUCCGCCCAUCUUGCCUACAGAGCAGUAAUUGUGACGUUAUAUCAACAAUAUACGAUGUACAGCUACUUAGUUAUACAAUGCGCAGAACUAUUUAAAUAUUUAUUAUAACUUUUAUACAAAUAUAUUAUUUAUAGAAAA
Molecule: messenger RNA, 3235 nt
Organism: Vollenhovia emeryi
Lineage: Eukaryota; Metazoa; Arthropoda; Insecta; Hymenoptera; Formicidae
Product: glycine dehydrogenase (decarboxylating), mitochondrial
Exons: 10
Coding region: 135-3125 (996 amino acids)
Biological process (GO): glycine decarboxylation via glycine cleavage system
Cellular component (GO): glycine cleavage complex; mitochondrion
Molecular function (GO): glycine dehydrogenase (decarboxylating) activity; pyridoxal phosphate binding; glycine binding
Source: RefSeq, a predicted model, not a curated record